Oncorhynchus mykiss (rainbow trout) is the source of this 4181-nucleotide messenger RNA. Its product is annotated as zinc finger protein Eos. Gene Ontology annotation, biological process: regulation of transcription by RNA polymerase II. The record is from RefSeq and is a predicted model, not a curated record. Lineage: Eukaryota; Metazoa; Chordata; Actinopteri; Salmoniformes; Salmonidae. Gene Ontology annotation, cellular component: nucleus. Gene Ontology annotation, molecular function: DNA-binding transcription factor activity; RNA polymerase II cis-regulatory region sequence-specific DNA binding.
GACAUUUAAUGUGCAACACGUGGGUCAGUGGGGGAAGAUGGCAGUCCUUAGCGGAGCCACAAACUCGAUACACGACAUUCUCUUGAUGAGAAUCCAUGGGAGUUGGAUUAAACCGGUCUGUAUCCCGGAAAUUGUUUAGGAUUUGAGGUAAAUGCUGCCGGGAGAUGCUGUCGCCGCAAGAGAAAACAAGCGGAGAACCAGAAAAAUAAAAUCACAGAAUCGAGGCCUAUCGUGACAGUUAGCUGGUGAUAGAAUGGAUGAAGACUGCAAUGGCCAUCCCUACAUGUCAGGCAGUGGAGACUCUUCGAGGGAGUUUUCAGGGGCCGUGGGAGGCCGCACAGUGAGCACCCCCAACAGCCAGCACACUUCCCCCAGCCGUUCUCUUAGUGCUAACUCCAUCAAAGUGGAACUGUACAGUGACGAGGAGGUGGGCCGUGGCACAGGACCAGAGGAUGAGAAAGGGGACAAGGUGGAGGAGGGGGAUUCUGAGCAGGGAGGAGAGGCAGGAGGCGGCUACAGGGAGCUGGCCAGUCCGGAGCCCAUGUCACCAGGAGGUGCCACCCGGCUGCCCAAUGGGAAACUCAAGUGUGACGUCUGUGGGAUGAUCUGCAUUGGGCCCAAUGUCCUCAUGGUGCACAAACGCAGCCACACAGGUGAGCGGCCAUUCCAGUGCAAUCAGUGUGGGGCCUCCUUUACACAGAAGGGGAACCUGCUUCGUCACAUUAAGCUGCACUCAGGGGAGAAGCCCUUUAAAUGUCCCUUCUGCAGCUAUGCAUGCCGCAGACGGGACGCUCUCACCGGCCACGUCCGCACUCACUCGGUGUCAUCUCCCACAGUGGGAAAGCCCUAUAAGUGUAGUUACUGUGGACGCAGCUACAAGCAGCAGAGCACCCUGGAAGAGCACCGCGAAUGCUGCCACAGCUACCUGCAGAGCCUGGAGACACAGAAGCCAGCCAGUGCUCACACUCAAGUAGAGGAGCUGAGGGACCUGGAGUUCAUGCCUGACAACCUGCUGCAACCUUCCUCAGACAAGAUUACGUUCAUCGAUCGGCUGGCCAACAGCAUCACCAAACGCAAGAGAUUCACACCACAGAAAUUUGUAGGACAGAAGCACAUGCGCCACAGUCUAGCUGACACGCCUUUCGAGCUCAGCGCCGCCUUUGACAAGGACGGGGAGAAACAACACGGUCUGGACCAGCCACACUACACCGUCCUGGGAGGAGGCUACCUGGGGGUGCCAGGAGCUGGUGGAUCUGAAGGCCUCCGACCCCUAUGGCUGCCACCCCCUCACCCCUCCUGCCUGUCAGAGCUCCGGCCAGUCAUCAGCUCGGCUCACACCCCCAUGGUGCCGCUGGGGCCGAGGCUGGACUGCAUGGGGGCCGGGGCUGGCCUAGGGUCCACAGGAGUGGGGGGCAGGGAGGCUGCAGAGGGUCACGAGGACCUACCUCUUGGACUCAGCCACGCCCCUUCGCCUAGCAACGUUUGCCAGGACUCCACAGACACUGAGAGCAUGCCGGAUGAAGUGUUAAGCAAUGUGGCGCCUGCCCUGCCUCUCCACAACAACAAUCACCACCUCCACUCCAACCACCACCCACCCCCUCCGCCCCUACUGCACCACAGGGGUAGGGACAGACACAGCCCAAGCCACGCCAGGGAGAGGGAAGAGGAUGGCAACUCUGCCACCACCCCGGCCCCAGGCUCCCCCACCUCCAGGGAGGCGUUUCGAGUGGUGGACGGAGAGGGGCACGUGUUGCGCUCCUUCCGCUGCGAGCACUGCCGCGUGCUCUUCCUGGACCACGUCAUGUUCACCAUCCACAUGGGCUGCCACGGCUUCCGCCAGCCCUUUGAGUGCAACAUCUGUGGCCAUCGCAGCCAGGACCGCUACGAGUUCUCCUCGCACAUUGUCCGCGGGGAGCACCUGCUAGGCUGAGGGAUGGCUGGGCAGUACUUAGGUUUUGUUUGUUUUUUUACUCUGAGAGAAGGGCCUGCUUGGGUUUGGUCUGCAUCACAAUAGGGGGUAGGGGUAGUACGAAACUGCUUUUAGUAAAUUAUUUGUGCAAAGGCAUUGAUACUGUUACCACAUAAACCUUGACUUCAAAUAGGCACAUUAGGUCAAUUGCAUCACUUUUAAAAAGGAAAGAGAAUCCUCACCACUCUGAAUGCACUUUUCAAAAUGCAUGAAUUCUUAAUGAGAAAAUGCACUUUCAAAUAGAUUUUAUUCUGAAGUAAAGGGAGUGAAUGUACUUUUUUUUUCUUUUUUCCUCAAAGUGCCUUUCUCUGCUGUGGUCUACCUUUCCUCUCUUAUCCUGGUAAAAACUGGGUGCACAAAACAGUGAUGCUACCAUCUAGACAAUGUGAUUUAAAUGUGACAUUUUGAGUUGUUUCGUCGACUGCACUGUAAUCAAUAUUUUAACCAAGAUAAAAACAAGAACAGUCAGGCUUCCUUGGAAUUUGUCAAAGCUCUAUUUGAAAAGCACUUAACGGAUCUAUUCCAUUCCGUAACACUCCUAGUCCCUGGGGGUGUGGCAGACAGUGUUGUUUAAGAUUGUGUGUAGAUGGUAUAUAUUACUGUUGGUCAUUUAUUUUAAUAAGUUGCGGUGCAGACUGGACCCAGGAUCCCAAGUUAAAUGUUCAGAAGAGAUUUGAGGGGUUGGCCUCAAUGAGGAGUGCACUUUUGAAUUUCAGUUUGUGUAUAUGUGUGUGUUUGUUAUUUUGGAAGUUAAGUUAAAUGAGAGUUUUAGGCUUUUAGCAGUGUGAAUGUCGUGGAAUGGGUGGGGUGCAGUAUGUUUGUUUUGUUUCCUUUAAUUGCUUUUGUUGCACUGAGAUACCUGCCGAGAUAAUUUAUAUUUUAUAGAAGAUUACAUUUAUGGCCUGCACCUUUCUCUGUGCAGCCUGUUGAAAGAAAUAAAACUUUUUAAAACUCAUUCCACAAAAGAAGAGAGCCACUGCCACUAUUUUGGAGUUGACGUCAACAAAGGGCUGGGAUAAGAUUUUUGGCCAUUUUAUGUCCUUGAUAUCCCACUGCUUUGUGUACUACAAAACAAACCUAAACAUGAUUAUUAUUUACAAGUGAGACUUAAAACAAUUGUAUAUUCAUUGUACUGUGCCUUUCAUGAUGUUGGCCUGGGGGACAUGUAUUAACAGCCAUGUCUUGCCAACAUAUAUCUUUAUGGAUGAGAAGAGGUAGUUAUUUUGAUGAUAUAACAUGAAAUAUCCUGUCUGCCCCUGCUAAGUAGCCUGCCCAUGCUGAAUUCUAGAUUGCCCUUCACUAGUCACUUUGAUUUGCACAGUCACUCAUUUCUUAAGUAGCCUAAUCAUGUAAAUUGUAUUACAUCGUCCAAAAAGGAAAUAAACAUGUUUUAAAAAAGCACUCGGGCAUAUAAAAGAUUUACAAAUAUUCAGUUGAUAAGUACAUAUCCAGAAGAUUGUCACCUGCUGCUAAGGCAUAAAUGAGUAGUGUCUGUGGUUGUCCACAGUCCUCUGUGGUUGAGAUUGAGUACAUGGUUCAUCCGAAGUGACGUUGAAAUGCUUAUUCUUGUUCAAUGAUUUUGGGGAACUUGAUGAAUACGCACUUGUGAAUUUAAAAAAAGCACUUACAUUGAGAGAUUAGGAAACUGAGGGUAAGGGGUCAGUUAGGUCCUGAUUGGUUUUGGCAGUUGCCUUACUUGUUUACCUAAUCUCUUUGUCUUCACAGUGAAUGAACUUGGAAGCCCGUGGGGUUUAUAGCUCUUGAUUAGGGCCCCAGAGUUUUCUAUGGUCAAGAAAAACUACUGGCCCUACUUAUGACACAGAUGAAGUAUGACAGACUGGAAAAUCUGCCAUGGGAUUUCUUUAUAAAAUAAAUGAAACUUUACCUCAUAAUUGCCUCUGGGGGGAUAAAGGUUUGGUGAAUGUUUAUUUCUUUUGGUGGUUAAUUUGACCUUUUAUGUUUUGACAGCGACAGCUCUGUAUCUUCACUAUUUGAUAUUUUAAUACAUUUUACCAAAAAAGAAGGAAUGUGGCUUUGAAGUGGAGUACAAGAAAAUAUCAGAAAAGAUCUUAAACUAUUUAAUUACAGGGCAUAGUUGCAUUAAUGUUAAUCUGUACUGCUGUUCUAAAUGUAAUGCCUUAUGAACGGAUAUGUAAUUACUCUUCAAAUGAGAAUAUUUAGAAUGUAAAUAAAAAAUUGUUUGAUUAUUGAA